Messenger RNA from Dermatophagoides pteronyssinus (European house dust mite), 2516 nucleotides. RefSeq lists its product as uncharacterized. Lineage: Eukaryota; Metazoa; Arthropoda; Arachnida; Sarcoptiformes; Pyroglyphidae. The record is from RefSeq and is a predicted model, not a curated record. Gene Ontology annotation, biological process: regulation of transcription by RNA polymerase II. Gene Ontology annotation, molecular function: DNA-binding transcription factor activity, RNA polymerase II-specific; RNA polymerase II cis-regulatory region sequence-specific DNA binding. Gene Ontology annotation, cellular component: nucleus.
GUUCAUUGAAACUAAAUGAAAAAUAAUCUAGCAAUUUAAUCAAGAUUUUUUGGUUGUUGAACAAAUCGUCAACGUUACCUGUAUUUGUUUGUGUGUGUGUGUGUGUGUAAAUUUGUAAUUUUGAAAAAUCAAUCAUUUUUUUCUUGUUAUUUAUCAUGUGAUUAGAAGCUUAUUAGUAUCGAUCCGUCGGUCAGGAUAUAAAUAAACAAUGAAUCCUACUGUAAUUCCAAAUGAUAUUAGUAAUGAUGAUGAUGAUAUUAAUAAUACAACAACAAUUGCAGCUGAAAAUUCUACCAAAUUUAUAAAAAUGACAAAUAAUAAUGAAUUUGAUUAUGAUUCAAAUAAUGAAAAAAUAGCAUUUAAUUCCUCAUCAAUAAGAAAUUCACCGACAACAAAAUCAGAUCUUCAAUUAUCAAAUUCGAUAACAAAUGAUUUAAUAAAGACUUUAAAUGAAAAUCAUAAUAAUGAUAAAAAUAAUAUGAAUAAAUCCACAAUGAAGACAACGACCAGACAGAAUUCCAAUUCAUUUAUGAUUGAUGUGUUAGUAGGCGGUGAUACAAAAUCAUUUUCGUCGGCAACAAAAUUGUCGGAUAAAUCACAAUUAUAUAAUGAAUGUUCAAUAAAAGAUGAUCAAUCAUCUUUAUCAUCACCACAAUCAUCAUCACCGACAAUGACAACAACGCCAACAACAUCACAAUCAUCAAUGAUUAGUGAUCUAUUAUGGUCACAACAAUGGCAUGAAUUGAAACGUAUUCAACAAUUGUAUUAUGAAAAACUUUAUUCCGAUUCAUCAUGUUCAAUUAUUAAUCGACAACAAUCACAGGAAAAUCAUCUAUCACAAUCAUGUUCUUCAACAUCCUCAUCAUCAUCGUCAACAUCAUCAUCAACAUCAUCAUCAUUGAUUUCUAAUCGAUUUGGAUCAUUAAAUGAUAAUAAUGAUAAACAAUGGCAAGAUCAAUUACUUGCAUAUUAUGCAAAUCUAUUUUUUCAACAACAAACUAAUUCAUCAAUUUCUUCAUAUGCUGAAUUUAUGUAUCGUUUAAAUUCAUUAAAAAAUUCAAAUUCAAUUACUUCACCAUCAGUAAUAAUGAAUGAAAUGAAAAAAAGCAAAAUAGCCACCGAUAAUGAUGAUGAAAAUGUUAAAAUCGAUGAUGAUGAUGAUCAUCAUGAUGAUCACAAUGUUUAUGAACUAAAUGAAUUUAGUGAUAACAAUAAUGGUGAUUGUAAAUAUUUGAAAACAAUCGAUUCCUGUAAUAAUAAUGAGAUGUUGAAUGAAAAAAGAAAAAAUUCUUCUAGUCAUCGAUUAUAUGAAUUAUGCUCAAAUUUAUCACAAUCACCUAAAUCGUUAUCAUUGUCACCACAACAACAUUCAUCAUUAACAGCAGCAUCAAACGGUCAGAUAGUUUCAUCUAAUAAAAUGUCCAUUAAUGAUUUGAUGAAUGAAAAUCGUAAAUAUUCAAAUGAAAAAAUAGUAUUAGACAUUCCGAAUUCAUUGAAUGAUCUUAAUUAUUAUUCAUCAUCAGCAUCACAAUCACGAUCAUCAUUACCAUACUGUGAUAAAUAUGAUCCUUUAUCUAUAAAGUCAAAACAUCAAUCAUCUCAUCAUUAUCAAUUAAUUCAUGAUAAUAAUCCGUUGACCAAAAUGAAUGAACGAUCACCAUCACCACAUUCGAUUAAUAAAGCAUCUUUUAAUGAUUCAAAUCAUUCAUCAUCAUCUUCUGCAUCAUCAUCAUCAUCAUCAGCAGCAACAACAACAACAACAUCACCAUCGGCUGCAGCAGCGGCUGCUGCAGCAUAUCAUUUUUCCAAUAUGUUUCGUAAACCAAAACGUAUACGUACGGCAUUUUCACCCGGACAACUAUUACGUUUGGAAGAAAUAUUUGAAAAAAAUCGUUAUGUUGUCGGAUGUGAACGUAAACAAUUGGCACGUGAUCUCAAUCUAUCUGAAACACAAAUAAAAGUUUGGUUCCAGAAUCGUCGUACAAAACAUAAACGUGAAAAACAUAUUAUCAAUAAUAGUGGUGUAAAUGUAAAUCAUGGCCAUGGCAAUCAUCAUAAUCAUCAUCAUCAUCAACUUAAUCAAACACAAAAUCUAUUUGCAUCAUCUUCAUCACUUCGAUCACAUCAUCAACAUCCAAUUCAUUCACAUUUGGUUAAUGAUGAAUUAUUGGCAGCAAAAAAACUAUUCAUCCGAUCAAAUCCAACAACAACAUCAUUUCGAUCAUCAUCCUCAUCCUCAUCAUCUUCAACAACAUCAACAAUCAAAUCGAAUAACAGUGGUAAAAGUAUCGGAAAUGUUUUUAAUAAUUUCAAAAAUUCGACCACUACAUCAUCAUCUACUGAACAACGAAAUACAUUAAUGGCUAAAUGAGGAAAUUUUCUUUUUUUUUUUGUUCGUUGUUCAAAUACAAAAUUCAUCACUCAAUCAAUCUUAUUCACUUUGUAUAUGUCUUUGUAUGGAAUUUUUUUUCCAUUGAUUAUUAUCUUUCAAAAAAAAUCUAUCCUUUUUCCAGAUU